GGGCGCUAAUUCGAGAUUUUACGGUAAAUGUAAAUCUAUAAUGUAUUCUGCAGACGUUCUGUCGUAGGUUAGCACUCAAGCGAAAACAACACUUAAUGCUUGCAAAAUAACGUUUCAAAUAUACAAAAUGUCGCUUUCUCUAACGAGCAGUCUGUAGUUACACCAAACAUUAACAGCCAUGUUGGGUACCCUACACCUAAUCCUUCCCUUGUAGAUCCCUACCCCCACUACCACAACUUCCAGGUUUAGCGAAGAUAUCGGUGACGUCACCUACUACUGCAUAAAACUGUUUGCUGCUGAAACAAAGAGUUCUUUGUAGUGUUUGUAAUGUCUGUAACCAAAUAUCCUCCCUAUCACACCUCACUUUCAUUUUCAAUUUCCAUAUUGCUUACUUGGCAUGUACUUUUGCUAGUUCAAGUACAGAUAAAAGCUUCUGAUUUACUUCGAACAAGCCGAAGAUCACCUCGCUCUGUGUCCAAUGCUAUCUAUGAAAAUGGCGUCGGUAAAUUUCCGACCAUAUGUAUAUUUAGCUUUGUUGUUGUCGGUUUUCUGUCACACAGAGACUCUCAAGCCAUCGCAUCAUUACAACACGACCGUCGAUGGUCUCAACGAUGAAACUCGAUGUAGCUGGAAUUGUACAGACAUUGAUUCUUAUUUGAGGGAAGAAAUGAAGAAGAUAAUCGCCAAGAACAAAAUUAUUCGACUUGCUGUCAAGUACGAAGUGAUGGACAAAUGCGUAGACCAAACAUCUGGCAACUACAUUGAACACUUGCAAUUAUGGCGCGCGAAUAAACAGCCAUCAAUUUUUACGAAGGCAUUGGAAAGCGUCGUAAAUUUGAUGUCUCGUACCGAUUCAGUUGAAGAACACAAAGAAAUCACAGCCAUAUGUACCUUAACACCUGUAAACACGACAGCUACAGAGCCUACUGAUUACAAUGGUUCUUCUCCCAUAUUCUCUCGAAGUCAUCUUGCUGAUCUUGGAGUCAAAUUUAAUAGCAUCGACUGUAAUACAGAAACAACAGAGAAUUCACAACCUUGUAUCAACAUCAUCAAAUCAACUGGCAAUAAUAACAGUACUUUCAAAGGUCCAUUAAAACGCGAUGGAUGGCCGGAGAAAGUUUUAGUUUUGUUAAAUAUAGGAUUCUUGACGGUUUUCAGUUAUUUUUCCCCUGCUUUCCUUUGUCUUUUCUCGCCGACAGAGAUCACAGAAGACAAUGUUCAUCAGAUCGUUCUGGAUGGAGCAAGCCCAGUCAGCCUUCGAAGUCUGAUUGGGAACUAUUUCUUCUCAAAGGAAGAUACCAUCUGGCACAGAGUAAGAAUGUUUUUUCUACGAGCUGUUGUGCUUCCUUUACUAUACGUCGGUCCUGCAAUAUUUGCCAAAUACAGGCAGCAGAACAUGAAUCCAACUUUCAAUGUUUUCGGCAUGUCGCAUUUUUUGCAUCUAUUUAUGAUAGUGUCCUAUGUGUGUUAUUACAUUACGGCUUAUCGCACGUCAUUUACUUCCGCGGGGUCCUCCGGAGGGAGUGAUCCUUGCACUGUUUGCAAGCGCAUUAAAUCUAAGACCAUCAUCUGUCAAGGGAAUCUCCCCAAGCGUAUAAGAAAUCAUCUACGUAUCCAGCCAUUGAUUUUGGUGAAAUGUUCAAGGCUGUUUAUUCGACUUCUCUUGACUUAUUUUAAGAAGUGCUUUCUUCUGAUUCCUUAUACUUUUGAAUUUUCUUCCUUUUUCUUUCUCCGCUUAUUUUUGUUCAUUGUUUUGUUAUCCGCCAGCCCUGCAAUAACUACUAUACUUGUAAUAUACAUACUGCUGUUAAUUAGCCUUUCUCUAAUGAGAACAAUUCCCGUAACAAUCUUGGCUAGCAAUAGAAAAUGUGGGGUUAAUGUCUACUUCCGACAUAAUCGUUGUUUAUUGUUGUUGUCAAAUUCUGUGUUUUUUAUGAUCGCUAUGUUAGCAAGUCUGGGAUCAAUGUUGUUUUUGACGUUUGCUGGUUUUGGUGUUGCUAUUGCCAUUUCAUUAGCUUUUGUACUUCUGCUCUCUGAAGAAAUUCUUCCGUUUGUGGCUUGCUUUGUUCUUGUUUUGUAUUAUUUUUGGAGUAGCUACAGCUCUUUUACCAACAAAUACCAGGAUCUUGGCUUUGCUAUCUUUAAACAUUACAAGUCUUACAAGAAAUCGCAAGAUAUCCAAGUCGCAGACAUGACUUCAAACACAGAUUCCACACAAAAUGCUGUUGGCAACCAAGACAAUGUGAUGAAAAUCCCCAAGGAGCUUUUCCACAUGGCAUGCGAAGAACUAAUGCCUAUCAGAGAAAGUGUCUGUGUACUGCUUUUGAAGAUCGUUGCCAUUUACAUGGAUGGAAGAAGGCAGAAAAACAUUGAAGCUAUGACUGCUGACGAGAAGAUUCCCUUAAUUGUCCAGGAGUACAUUGAAGGAAUUUCCGCAGUUAACCAAGGACAGGAAAACAGUGGGGUAGAUGUCGAUGAAGUGAUGUUACAAAAUGUGAAUGAAGAGAGCUUCGAGUUGGCAAUCACGUAAUGCUUGUAACCGUUAUCAUGACUUUUACUCUAUACUCCAACUUGGAAGGAUCAUAUCCAGUCUACAUAUAUAAACUCACUCUUGGCCCGAAUCCUAAAAGAACACUUAAUACUGACCAUGAGUCUUUGUGACUUGAUGUUACUUUGCUUUAGUACGUUAUUAUCAUGUUACUCUCGUGAUCUGACCUGUCUGCAGUCCGGUUCGUUGAACAUCAAUAGUCCUGCAUGACGUAAUUGAGUUGCAAUUGCGAGACUUUCAAAAGAUAAACUUUGAGCGAGAAAUCAUUGCUUGGAGCUCGGAAUAGAACGAAAGAGGAUUUUGAAACGGCAAUGUUCAUGUCAAUAUGACUAUUUUAAGACUGAUACCGAAGAAACUUUAGGCCUUUAGGCCUUAUUUUCAAGU
Molecule: messenger RNA, 2932 nt
Organism: Orbicella faveolata
Lineage: Eukaryota; Metazoa; Cnidaria; Anthozoa; Scleractinia; Merulinidae
Source: RefSeq, a predicted model, not a curated record